This is a messenger RNA of Plasmodium gallinaceum, 1194 nucleotides long. Its product is annotated as tRNA binding protein, putative. The transcript is spliced from 2 exons. NCBI's taxonomy places the organism in Eukaryota, Apicomplexa, Aconoidasida, Haemosporida, Plasmodiidae. Gene Ontology annotation, molecular function: tRNA binding. Bases 1 to 1194 code for a protein of 397 amino acids. The record is from RefSeq and is a predicted model, not a curated record.
AUGUAUACUUUAACGUUAGUUAAAGAUGAUAUAAGAUCAGAGAUAUUAAAGCUAGUCCUUGAUUACAUAAAAGUGAUGAUUGUAAAUGAUGAGAAAGUAACAUUUCCUGAAUUAAUCUAUAAUGAGAAAAUUAGUUUUGAUAAUAAAAAUAAAAAAUAUAAAGGAUUUUUUUGUUCUCUUUAUUCAUUAAUUGACUUUUAUAAUUGUUUCAGUGAGUUGUUUAAUGAGGAUGAAGGUAAAAUAAGUGAAAAUGAGGAAUUAAUUUUUCAUGUAGCUAGUGAUAAAUAUAUAUUGAAGCAAUCAGAUUUGAAGCAUCUAAAUGAUUUGUUAGUUGAGAAAUCUUACAUUGUCUCUGAUAAGCACUCAUCUAUAGUAGAUAUAUUUUAUUUUUGUUCUAUUCACAAAUUGCUAGAUGAAAUGCCAUUUAAGGAGAGAGUUGAAUAUUCUCAUAUUUUUAGAUGGUUUCUUCAUAUACAAGAAACCUUAAUAGGAAGCUUUAGUACACUAAAAAAGUUAGAUGUUAGAGAUAGCUUAGAAACUUUUAUGACUAAUAAAAAUUUAAGAAAUACAAAUGAAAAAAUUAACUCUACAAAAGUAGGAGAAAAUAAAAAAGAAAACUUGAAAAACGAAAAUGCAAAAAAUAAAAAGAAAAAUGUACAAAAUAAAAAUGUUAAAAAUACAGAAGAACCUAGAAGUUUAGAUGAUAUAUCUAGAUUAAAUAUUAUUGUGGGUUAUGUAGAACAUGUUGAAAUUCAUCCUGAUGCUGAUACAUUAUAUUGUUUAAAAGUAAAUGUAGGUGAAGAAAAAGUAAGAGAUAUAUGUAGCGGUUUAAGAAAUAAAAAAAAAGCAGAGGAUUUAAUUAAUCAGUAUGUUUUAGUUUUAGCAAAUUUAAAAGAAAAAUCAUUAAGAGGAAGAAAAAGUCAUGGUAUGAUUUUAUGUGGCUCUUUUGAAGAUAGAAUAGAAUUACUUCAUCCUCCUUCAGGAGCUAAAAUUGGAGAAAGGAUUAUCAGCGAAAAUAUGGACAUAAAAAGUUUGCCAGAUAAAACAUUAAGCUUUGAUAAAGAAAAAAAUCCUUUUUAUCAUAUUCAGCCACAUCUAAUAUUAAAAAAUGGAAUAGCUCAUUAUAAAGAUACAAAGUUAAUAUCAUCACAAGGAGAUGUUAAAUGUGUUUUACAAGAGGGAACAAUUUCAUAG